CCUCGUCAUAACGUUCAACGUCACGAAAUUAGCAUUGACAACAAGGCUAUCAGAUUUUAUAGAAUUGCAUAAUUUUGCUGCCAUACAAAGGGCAGGCAUAGGCUAGCUUGAACUGUCAUCCAAAUUUAGAGUUUGGAGGAAAAUUAAACCGUGACAAUGAAAUUCCUGUAUAAAGAAGAGCACCCAUUUGAGAAGAGAAGAUCGGAGGGGGAAAAGAUCAGGAAGAAGUACCCAGAUAGAGUGCCGGUGAUAGUGGAGAAAGCCCCCAAAGCCAGAAUUGGUGAUUUGGACAAGAAGAAAUAUCUUGUACCCUCUGAUCUUACAGUGGGACAGUUCUACUUCCUGAUACGGAAGAGGAUUCACCUGCGGGCAGAGGACGCCCUUUUCUUUUUUGUCAACAAUGUCAUUCCUCCCACCUCAGCCACCAUGGGACUACUUUACCAGGAACACCACGAAGAGGACUUCUUUCUUUACAUUGCCUACAGUGAUGAGAGUGUCUACGGAGACAGCCAAACGAAAGUCUAGCUAACCACCUUUCAGCACAUCUGCAGUCUGACUCUGCAUCGUCACAAAGAUAAAUAAAAGCAAUUUAGUUGCCAUCAGAUUAGUCUUUUAAUGCACUUUCAAACCCUCUUGCCCCUUUUAAAGCUAAAAUCCUUAAUUGAAACAAUAACAAAGCGACCAUCCCGCCUCUGUUUUGGUAAAAAGUGGCGGGAUGGACCUGUAGAAAUGUAACCACUCUCAAAUUCAUAGACCGAGCUAUUGAUGCAAGGACUGACCAUGCAUGAUAUCAAAAUUAUAGUUUUAACAAUAUUUUGAGGCUAUGCAGUUUUUUUUACGUUUACCAACAUUGGAGUAAAACAAGCUUCUAUUUUGGGUUCGACAGUUGAACUAAGCUCAUGAGGCAUUUCUAAGUUAUAUUUUUCAAGAAUCAAUGUGUAUAUAUAAUGUAUUUAUUAUUCCCAAAACUGAUGUUACAACUAAGUAUUCUAGCUUUAACAUUGACUACCAAAUCUACAUCUGUGUUCUCCUGUCAUAGUUGUUAUCCACAGCACAGUUUUAUGUCUGUUCGUUUCACCUUCCAAAUGGCUUAGGGAUAGUUUCCUGGACACAAUUCAAUCCUUGUCCAGGACUAAAAACAAAUUUUCCAUAGAUAUUCUCCAUUGAACAUGUGUUUUAGUCUAGGAAUAGGCUUAGUCUGUCUGAGAAACAGGCCCUUAAUCUACCCGAUUACUCUGUCGCUAGCAAUCUUUUUUAGUUUACUUGAAAGAUUAGAUUUUAGACCUAUACACAUUUAUGUAUGCAUUGACAUUGCACCCAAACAUUUCAGUGGACUGUUUUGGUGAUGUAUCUUACUGUAGCUGCAUAGACCAAUGAAGGAUAUUUUGGUGAUAUGAAGGAUAUGUUAGCCUGAAAGCCAGACCUGUUUCUUUCUCUCCCUGUGUGACCACCUCCCUCAGAUGACCACUCAAGCCAUUAACUUUCUAAUGAUUGUCCAUCUUGUGAUGUUUUUUCUAAAUUACAUGCAUUUUUGUUUAGCUUUAAAGCCCAUUGAGAUUCUUUAUGUAAUGAAUAGUGCUAUAAAAGUUGAAUAAAUUAUUAUUAUUUAUCUGUCCAGGAAACUGGCAAUA
Messenger RNA from Salvelinus namaycush (lake trout), 1631 nucleotides. RefSeq names its product gamma-aminobutyric acid receptor-associated protein. The transcript is spliced from 4 exons. The coding region runs from base 157 to 525 and encodes 122 amino acids. Gene Ontology annotation, biological process: cellular response to nitrogen starvation; autophagosome assembly; autophagy of mitochondrion. NCBI's taxonomy places the organism in Eukaryota, Metazoa, Chordata, Actinopteri, Salmoniformes, Salmonidae. Gene Ontology annotation, molecular function: ubiquitin protein ligase binding; GABA receptor binding. Gene Ontology annotation, cellular component: autophagosome; autophagosome membrane; cytosol. The record is from RefSeq and is a predicted model, not a curated record.